This is a messenger RNA of Frankliniella occidentalis (western flower thrips), 1419 nucleotides long. Its product is annotated as chymotrypsin-like protease CTRL-1. The record is from RefSeq and is a predicted model, not a curated record. The coding region runs from base 92 to 1336 and encodes 414 amino acids. Gene Ontology annotation, molecular function: serine-type endopeptidase activity. Gene Ontology annotation, biological process: proteolysis. NCBI's taxonomy places the organism in Eukaryota, Metazoa, Arthropoda, Insecta, Thysanoptera, Thripidae. The transcript is spliced from 6 exons.
UGUACGGGACUCGCCCCCUCCCUCCCUCUUACCCACUCGCGGCAGCUCCAGACCGGCGCCGCCACUCUCGAGGCGUACUUUAAGACACACCAUGGCAGCGACAGCGGUUUUGGUGCUGCUCGCGGCGGGAGCUGCGGCCGCGCCUCGGGCCGUUCCCUCCAGCCUCCUUGUAUUUAAAGUAGGCGCAUGUAUCAUUCGUGAGCACACAGGCAGUGACUGCCAAACUGCCGCCGGAACCCCCGGCGUCUGCCGAUUGGCGACCAAAGCGGAUUGUCCCUGGGCUUUGGAGGAACUCCGCCACGGCCGCGAGCCCGAGACAUGCUACGAAUCUGUGCCACACGCCGUCGUCUGCUGCCCGCGCGGGUCCUCGGGGCCAUCUGUCGACACGUCUAAGAGGGGAGGUUGGUCCCAAGGGUCACGCCCCAGGAGCGUCGCUCAAAGAAAAUGCCAAGAGUACGCGAAGUACGUUUUCUCGGAGGUAUCGUCGGAUUUGCUGUUUGCGGCACCUGAACGUGUGGACCAAUGCGCUGCAGCACGGGACACUUUCAUUAUCGGCGGCGUGAAAGCGAAGGCGAUGGAAUUCCCACACAUGGUACUUGUCGGCUACGAUUCCGAUGAUGGAGGAAUUGACUACUUCUGCGGUGGGUCGCUCAUCUCACCCACCUUCGUCCUUACAGCGGGCCAUUGUGUCACCACUGCCAGCGGCAAGCAGGCGCGUUGGGUGCUUCUAGGCGAGCUGGACCGCACGGAUUCAAAGGCCGACGGCUGGCGGCAGCUCGUUGCCGUGUCGGAGACCAUCGCAUAUCCUCAGUACCGGCCGCCCUCUACGUACCACGACAUUGCGCUGCUGCGGCUCGCGCGGCCCGCUACCCUCAGCGGCCGAGUGCGCCCCGCCUGUCUGCAGACGGAGCGCGCCUUGCGCCCGGGUGACGAUGGCAACGAUGUGGCACCCGUCGCAACGGGCUGGGGGCUCACCGCAUGGGAAGGUGAUCCCAGCCCGUUCCUGCAAAAGGUUUCGCUCCGCUUGGUUAGUGACGACACAUGCACUUGGAACUACGAGGACACGUCGAAGUCGCGCCUGCAGCAUGGCAUCCGAGAGGAUAUCCAAUUGUGUGCUGGUGGCACCAAUAAGGACACGUGCCAAGGCGACUCAGGCGGCCCUUUGCAGGUGUCAACCAGAAACUUUUCACGGAGUUCUGAUGAACCGUACUGCAUGUACAAUGUUAUUGGAGUUACAUCAUUCGGCAAGGCAUGUGGCUUAAGCUUCCCCGGCGUUUAUACGAGAGUGUCCUACUACGUACCUUGGAUUGAGAAGGUUGUUUGGCCGAAUGAGUGAAAACACGCUUAACUCGAAGGGUCACCUGUUGUACUUAUACAAUUCAAUACAAUUCAAUCAAUAGAAAUUGCCACAGGAAGACU